GUUGUGGGUCUUAGCGGCUUUGGGGACGGGCGCGGGCGAAGCCAGGUGCAUCUCAUGAGAAGGACUGCGUUUGCGCUUGAGGUCGCUGGGCAGAGACGGCGCAUGGUGCUGUGUCGCAUGCGAGGGCAUGGUGCGCUCAGCCGCAGCGUGCGAUUCCGGGUUGGCCAUACCUUGGCCUGGAGGGAUGCCGGGUUGGUGAUUACUACGAGGGCGGAAUGAACGGAUGGCAAGAUUCGAGGGUGGAGCGGAGGACGCUAGGCUCGAACAACUCAGCACAAGCACACUACAGGGCGCUCGCGUCUAGUCGCGAAGGCCCGAAUUUACAGGACAAGAUACAUAACGCACGAGGGAAUGGUUGGGAGAGUUGCAAAGGCGAGGGUGGAAAGCCAAACGGCUGCUCGGUGGCUGAAGAGCCCCGAACGGAAAGCAGAGGGGCGGACAAGGAAGCACCCAUCGUACCGGAAAUAAGAAAGAGCUUUCCAAGAGCGGCCCUCCCAGCCAAUCACUGGUGGUGUGCAGCUAAAAGCGGCCCAGGCGUUUUGAUGUGCAAUAAAUGCGCAUCGCGGGCGAUUCAGGUUCUGCCGACUUUCCGACAGACAGCCACACCACGGCCACGGGCGACGCUGAAACUAGCCCGGCUGUGGCAGAAGUGUGUGAGGUGCUUCAUGGUACCGUAUGGGAGGCCAGGACGGUGGCAGCGACCCUGGGCUGGCGUCGUCGUCGUCGUCGUCGUCGUCGUCGUCGUCGUCGUCUGGCGGCAUGACGAAAAAUGCCGCAGGACGCGUGGGCCUGGGUGAAUCUAGCUGCUAAGAACCAAGCGCCACAGCA
Molecule: messenger RNA, 828 nt
Organism: Alternaria alternata
Lineage: Eukaryota; Fungi; Ascomycota; Dothideomycetes; Pleosporales; Pleosporaceae
Exons: 1
Coding region: 216-797 (193 amino acids)
Source: RefSeq, a predicted model, not a curated record